This is a messenger RNA of Drosophila persimilis, 1365 nucleotides long. RefSeq lists its product as uncharacterized. NCBI's taxonomy places the organism in Eukaryota, Metazoa, Arthropoda, Insecta, Diptera, Drosophilidae. The record is from RefSeq and is a predicted model, not a curated record. The coding region runs from base 51 to 1316 and encodes 421 amino acids. The transcript has 3 exons.
GAAUACGUAGCCGUUCAAGCUAAUAUAGUUUUUCCUCUACUCUAAACAAAAUGACGACUGAAAACUUGGAGCAAUUUAACGCCGACGAGCUGGAGGCCCCAGAGUGGUUAAAUGCUAAAUUUAUAGGCGAAAUUCUGAGCACGUGUGAGGGAGCGCCAGAACUGAAAGUUACCGAUCUGAAAAUAUCCCCGGCGAGCGCCCAGGGUGAUCACUAUGCGAGUAUUAUGUUCCGCUCCCUAGUUGAGUACACAACCCGCAAGGGAGUGUUCACCAAGCCACUGAUCAUUAAGACGAUGCCCGAACAGGAGGGCCACAAGAAGGACAUGCUAAGUGAAUCUCAUUUUUUCGAAACAGAAAUUGGAAUGUACACCAAAGCCCUGCCGGAGUUUGAGAGGAUACUGAAGCAGGCGGGAGAUGACACCAAGCUAUAUGUCCCGUGCAUCUAUCACAGUCUUGAGCCUCGCCAGGUUAUGAUCUUUGAGGACCUGGUGCCGCAGGGAUACACUGUCAUCCGGGAUCGUCCGGUUAGGGAGGAGGAACUAUGCAGAGCCUACUCGAAACUGGCCAAAUGGCAUGCCAUCAGCAUGAAACUGCUCAAUGAGCAACCCGAUUUUCUGAACGAGUUCCAAUAUGGUUGGACUGAAGUGCCAGCCCUGAUGAACGAUCCCUUUAUGACUACGGCAAUGCCUCCCUUCAUUAAAAUGCUGGAACGAUGGCCAGAGCUGAGGAAGUACAAGCCGCACUUUGAGAAAAUAAAAGAUACCUACCUGGACAUGGUGAAAACCGUUCUGCAAGAGUAUCGCACAAAUCCACAACCUGAUGGAUAUUACGUGCUGUGUCACGGAGACUUUCAUCUGCGGAAUAUGAUGUUCAGGCACAACAAGGAGACAGGCGACUCCGAAGACGUCAUGCUGGUGGACUUUCAACUGUGUAAUACCAGUCCCAUAGCCGUGGACUUGAUAUACUCCAUCCACAUGCUGAUGGAGCCAGAGCAGCGCUGGACCCAUGGCGAGAAGUUGAUCAACUAUUACUUCUCUGUGUUGGUGGAUACUCUAAAGAAAGUGGGUUACAAAGGUGCAAUGCCUACCCAAGAGAAGCUCUGGCAACAGAUCCAUAAGCUGAAAUAUUAUGACUUGUUUAAUAUGUUUACUUUUUUGCCAUUAAUUUUGGGCAUCAAAACGAAUUCUUUUACAAUGAAUGGUCUGCUUCAAGAUGCAGAAACGCGUCAGAAAACCUACUAUCAGGAUGUAUACGUUAAGGAUAUCAUGAAAUUAUUACCCAAAUACGAACAAAUAGGCUAUUUUGAGGAUCUAUAGAUAGUUUUUUUUAGUUACUAUCGAAUAAAUUUUACAAUGAAUGCGCAUU